This is a messenger RNA of Coffea arabica (coffee), 516 nucleotides long. The record is from RefSeq and is a predicted model, not a curated record. NCBI's taxonomy places the organism in Eukaryota, Viridiplantae, Streptophyta, Magnoliopsida, Gentianales, Rubiaceae.
AUGAGAAGCUGGGAACUUUCCAACAUUUAUUUAGCUGGCUGCAAGCUUCGAGGGACUCUCCCAAAUUUCACAACCCCUGAUUCAUUAAGCUCUUUGGACCUGUCAGAUAACUAUUUCACUGAAGGUACCAUUCCUGAAUUCAGCACUAGCUUGAACCUGAAAGUGCUCAACAUAGCAAGCAACAAACUUACAGGUUACAUUCCCAAUUCAAUCUCCAACCUUGCUAAGGUUGAACGAUUGGACAUUUCAAGGAACCAAAUAGGAGGCACAAUCCCAACCAGUUUAGGAUUGUUGCUCAAGUUGCAGUGGUUGAAUUUGUCCAUCAACACACUUUCCGGGAAAAUCCCUGACAGCUUGCUACAUAUUGAAGUGCUGAGACACGCAAGCUUUAGGGCCAACAGAUUAUGCAGUGAGAUCCCACAAGAAAGACCAUUGAACAUCUUUCCUCCAGUAACUUAUGCUCAUAAUCUGUGUUUAUGUGGCAGGCCCUUGCCACCUUGUAAGGGAAAGAAGUGA